UUUCCCCAUCCGCCUCAUAGUCCCAGACUUCAGGGAUUUCUGUGCUAAAGGAAACUCCGGAUGCCUCCGCCGAGACACUGCUCACAGGUUUCCGUCCCUCCUCCCCCCGCGGUGCUCGCUUGGUGUUGUAGUUCCGGAGGAUUUCUUUCCACGCUCGCAUGCCCUCUGGAGCGCAGCCCUGCUCGUGAGGAAGAGUUCCCUGGUUUGUUGGUGAGCCCCAGCUGCCUUCCUGCAGUGAGGAUAAAGGGCCAUGGCAGAACGGGUGCUGGUGAUCGGCAGCGGGGGCAGGGAGCACGCCCUGGCCUGGAAGCUGGCCCAGUCCCCCCGCGUCAAACACGUGUUUGUGGCUCCAGGAAAUGCAGGCACGGCUGACAACGGGAAAAUCUCCAAUUCAGCUGUUCCAGUCAGUGACCACGCUGCUGUUGCCCAGUUCUGCAGGGACCAGGACGUCAGGCUCGUGGUGGUUGGUCCUGAGGUUCCUCUUGCUGCUGGAAUUGUGGAUGACUUGACAGCAGCUGGGAUCAAGUGCUUUGGCCCCACAGCAAAGGCAGCUCAGCUGGAGUCCAGUAAGAGCUUUACCAAAGCCUUUCUGGAUCGCCAUGAGAUCCCCACUGCCAGAUGGAAAUCCUUCACUGAUCCCAAAGCAGCAUGUGCCUUCAUCAACAGUGCCACCUUCCCUGCUUUGGUUGUCAAAGCCAGUGGCCUGGCAGCUGGCAAAGGAGUCAUCGUGGCUUCGAGCAAGGAGGAGGCCUGCAGAGCUGUCACUGAAAUCAUGCAGGAUAAGAGUUUUGGCACAGCUGGGGAAACUGUUGUUGUUGAAGAACUUCUUGAAGGAGAAGAAAUUUCUUGCCUGUGUUUCAGUGACGGUGUCACCAUUGCCCCCAUGCCCCCAGCCCAGGACCACAAGAGGCUGAUGGAUGGAGAUGAGGGCCCCAACACAGGAGGGAUGGGAGCUUAUUCCCCAGCUCCUCAGAUUUCUAAAGAUCUGCUGCAGAAGAUCAGGGAGACUGUUCUUCAGAAGACUGUGGAUGGCAUGAGGAAAGAAGGAGUCCCCUAUUUGGGUGUGCUUUAUGCUGGAUUAAUGCUCACCAAAGAUGGGCCUAAAGUUCUGGAGUUUAACUGCAGAUUUGGUGACCCAGAGUGUCAGGUGAUUCUGCCCCUGCUCAGGAGUGACCUGUACGAGGUCAUGCAGGCAGUGCUCAACAGGAGGUUGGCCAGCUCCAUGCCAGCCUGGAGAGAGGACAGUGCAGCUGUGACUGUGGUCAUGGCUAGUCAAGGCUACCCAGGGACUUAUCCCAAGGGCUUGGAAAUAACAGGGCUUGCCAAGGCCAAGCAGCUGGGGCUGGAGGUGUUCCACGCAGGCACAGCCCUGCAGGAUGGCAGGCUGGUGACCAGUGGGGGCAGAGUGCUCACAGUCACGGCCAUCAAGGAGGACCUGCCCGCGGCGCUGCAGGCGGCCAACCUGGGGGUGGCUGCCAUCCACUUCCAGGGAGCCAUCUUCAGGAGGGACAUUGGCCACCGGGCCAUAGCCUUCCUCAGGCAAUCCAGAGGCCUGACUUACAAGAACAGUGGGGUGGACAUUGAAGCAGGGAACACUUUGGUGCAGAAGAUCAAACCCUUUGCUGCAGCCACAUCAAGGUCAGGCUGCAAUGCAGAGCUUGGAGGGUUUGCUGGGCUCUUUGACCUGAAAGCAGCUGGUUACAGAGAUCCCAUCCUGGUGUCUGGAACCGACGGCGUCGGCACCAAACUCAAGAUUGCUCAGGAGUGCCAGAAACACGACACCAUCGGGCAGGACCUGGUGGCCAUGUGUGUCAAUGACAUCCUGGCCCAGGGAGCUGAGCCCCUCUUCUUCCUGGAUUAUUUUGCCUGCGGCAAACUCGACGUGGAAGUGGCUCAGGGCGUCAUUGCAGGAAUUGCUGAUGCCUGCAGGAAAGCUGGAUGUGCUCUUUUGGGAGGAGAAACGGCCGAGAUGCCGGGCAUGUAUCCCCCCGGCGAGUACGACCUGGCCGGCUUCGCUGUGGGGGCCGUGGAGAGAGGGCAGAUGCUGCCCAAGCUGGACAGGAUCACUGAGGGGGACGUGGUCAUUGGGGUGGCAUCUUCUGGGGUGCACAGCAACGGCUUCAGCCUCGUCAGGAAGAUCGUGGAAAAGUCCUCCCUGGAUUUCUCUUCCCGUGUCGGUGUCUCCGGGGAUCAGACUCUGGGAGAGCUCCUGUUAACCCCAACCAAGCUCUACAGCAAGACCCUGCUGCCUGUGCUGCGCUCGGGCCACGUCAAAGCCUACGCCCACAUCACCGGAGGGGGCCUGCUGGAAAACAUCCCCAGAGUCCUGCCAGAGUCCCUGGGUGUCGUUUUAGAUGCUCUCACCUGGAAGAUCCCUGAAAUCUUCUGCUGGCUCCACAAGGAAGGGAACCUCUCUGAGGAGGAGAUGGCUCGGACCUUCAACUGUGGGCUGGGGGCAGUGCUGGUGGUGCAGAAGGAGAUGGCCCAGCAGGUCCUCAGGGACAUCCAGGGACACGAGACCGCCUGGAUCAUUGGCAAAGUGGUGCCCCUGCAAAAAGGCUCUGACAACGUUAAAGUCCUCAAUCUGCAUCGGGCCCUGCAAGCAAACAGGUCCCUGUGUGUGCAGAGCCACAUCCAGGGCAAGAUCCAGACAGGCAAAAUGAAAGUUGCUGUCCUCAUCUCUGGAACAGGCACAAACCUGGAAGCCCUCAUCAACAGCACGAAGAAAGACACCAGCUAUGCACAGAUAGUUCUGGUUAUCUCCAACAAACCUGGCGUGGAGGGGCUGAGGAAAGCUGAGAGAGCUGGGAUUCCUACAAGGGUGCUGGAGCACACGAGGUACCAGAGCCGCACGGAGUUCGACAGCGCCGUGGACAAGGUGCUGGAGGAGUUCUCGGUGGAGCUGAUCUGCCUGGCCGGGUUCAUGCGCAUCCUCUCGGGGCCUUUUGUCAAGAAAUGGGAAGGGAAAAUCCUGAACAUCCACCCGUCCCUGCUGCCGUCCUUCAAGGGAGCGCACGCGCACAAGCUGGUGCUGGAGGCCGGGGUCAGGGUCACGGGCUGCACCGUGCACUUCGUGGCUGAGGAGGUGGAUGCCGGGGCCAUCAUCCAGGAGGCGGUGCCGGUGAAGCUGGGGGACACGGAGGCCACGCUGGCCGAGCGGGUGAAGGAGGCCGAGCACCGCGCCUUCCCCGCCGCGCUGCAGCUCGUGGCCAGCGGCGCCGUGCGCGUGGGCGAGGCGGGCAAGAUCUACUGGAAAUAGAGCCGGGCUCAGCAGGGCCUGGCACGGGCCAGCACGGGCUCAGCAGGGCCUGGCAUGGGCCAGCACGGGCUCUGCCCCUCACCUCCGCCUCGCACGGUUCAAGGUUCAAAUCCCAGGAAAGCCACCAGUGGGAAUUUGGGGGCCGUUCCCAGAGGGUGCAGCAGUGGUUCCUGUAAGUGCUUCCUAAUUUUAAUCGCUUCCUUGGCCAAUAUUUUGGUUCUCUCAGUCACUUUCCUGACAACCCCAGUGCAGCCAGGUGGGUCUGAGCGGCCCUGGGGUGGACUGGAGACAACACUGGAGACCCUUCCAUGUAAAAUCAGUCUGGCAGCUGGAAGCGUAGAAGCCUUUUUCACAUGGCUGUCUCCAGCAGAGGGAUUGACUUCCACUUUUGCCAGGUGGGGAAUAUGGUGAAUAUCCAGCUGUGAACAUCCAGCUGUUUGCCACCCAUCAGGGCUGUUCCCUAACAGGGACCCUCCUUGUGCUGGGAAGUGCUGCUGAGGAAACUGCAAUGGAAGAGACAGACAAAGGCAGAACCCUCCACUCUAAAAACCUCAUCAGCCCAGGAAGAACUGGCCUCCCCAAACACCAAUUAUUGGAUUUUUCUCUGUUUGCUGCCUGGUUUGAUGGUGGUGGAUCUCAUCUGGCCCAGACCCUUGACACACCCUGUCAUUUCCAAACCUGAACCUGCUGUCCAUCAGAUGCCAGCAGCAUUCAGUGUCUGCUGCCCCUUUUUUCCGCAGCAUUCCCAUGUGAAUUCCCAUAAAUUCCCCUCACAUUCAGGGGUUUAUUUUUUUACAUGAGUAGAAAGACCAGACACAAAACAUGUCCUUGGCUUGUGAAACAUUUCUCAGGAAUUCUGAAGUGCCUUUAUUCUUGAACCAGAGUUUUCACCUGGAAUAACACUGAGGGACACCCAGGAAUUAUGAACAUUCAGAAAACAGUUGGGGUUUUUGUGCAGCUCAACACUUGUGGUUUUUUUAAU
Molecule: messenger RNA, 4241 nt
Organism: Camarhynchus parvulus
Lineage: Eukaryota; Metazoa; Chordata; Aves; Passeriformes; Thraupidae
Gene: GART
Product: phosphoribosylglycinamide formyltransferase, phosphoribosylglycinamide synthetase, phosphoribosylaminoimidazole synthetase
Biological process (GO): 'de novo' IMP biosynthetic process; adenine biosynthetic process
Cellular component (GO): cytosol
Molecular function (GO): ATP binding; metal ion binding; phosphoribosylformylglycinamidine cyclo-ligase activity
Source: RefSeq, a predicted model, not a curated record